AUAUACAUUCCUAUAUAAUUACGUGAACAAGCCUUGCUGGUUCUCCUAUCUUUCUCUCUCACAUUUUAUCUUCUCUUUUUCCCAUUUUCUGUUGACUACCCCCAUUUGCCUUUCAUUAACCCAGCUUUUCAAUUUUCUUCUCUGUUCAUGGAAGAGGCAAAGGUGUUGGAAGCUAAAGAAGGAACCAUUUCCGUUGCCUCUGCGUUUCCUGGUCAUCAAGAAGCUGUACGGGAUAGAGAUCACAAAUUCUUAACACAAGCAAUUGGAGAAGCGUAUAAAGGGGUUGAAUGUAAAGAUGGAGGGCCGUUUGGUGCAGUUGUCGUUCGCAAUGACGAAGUCGUUGUGAGUUGUCACAACAUGGUUUUGAGAAACACUGACCCUACUGCACAUGCAGAGGUUACUGCUAUUAGAGAGGCAUGCAAGAAGCUGAAUCAAAUUGAGCUCUCGGACUGUGAAAUAUAUGCUUCAUGCGAGCCUUGCCCAAUGUGCUUCGGUGCUAUCCAUCUGUCGAGAAUCAAGAGGCUGGUUUAUGGAGCGAAAGCAGAGGCAGCCAUAGCAAUAGGAUUUGAUGAUUUCAUUGCGGAUGCAUUGAGAGGUACUGGGUUUUACCAGAAGGCUAACCUGGAGAUCAAGCAAGCCGAUGGAACAGGUGCUGUCAUUGCAGAACAAGUAUUUGAGAAGACCAAGGAAAAGUUCACCUUGUAUUAAUUUCUCUUUCAUUACUAGAAACACAGUUUGAAGUUUAUGUUAAAA
Gossypium raimondii (Peruvian cotton) is the source of this 753-nucleotide messenger RNA. Its product is annotated as guanosine deaminase. The coding region runs from base 148 to 708 and encodes 186 amino acids. Gene Ontology annotation, molecular function: zinc ion binding; guanosine deaminase activity. The transcript is spliced from 5 exons. The record is from RefSeq and is a predicted model, not a curated record. Gene Ontology annotation, biological process: purine nucleoside catabolic process. Lineage: Eukaryota; Viridiplantae; Streptophyta; Magnoliopsida; Malvales; Malvaceae.